Messenger RNA from Labrus bergylta (ballan wrasse), 1768 nucleotides. The record is from RefSeq and is a predicted model, not a curated record. NCBI's taxonomy places the organism in Eukaryota, Metazoa, Chordata, Actinopteri, Labriformes, Labridae.
AUGGCGUUCAAAUCUUCAACAGCAAGAAGCACUGCUCACUGCUCGCCAUCCAGAGAACAGCUGAGGUGCCACUCUGAACCGGUCUUCUAUGCAGAGGAAAACUGCAGAUCAAAGUCAAACAGGAGCAGUCAAAGUUCCCGCGAUAGCUGCAGCCUGCACAUCAUCAGCGGGCCUCCAUCCAGUGACUGCUCCAACGGUUAUUUCAGAGUAAACUCCUGCACGUCUGACAGCACAGGAGAAACCCUGAGCCUCUCUCCGCCUCACUUUGCUGCUGUGUUGGACACUUUGGAGAUAAAGACCAGCAGCAAGAGGAAGUCCACCACUGCUGACACUGAAGAGGGUCCAAAAAAGAGGAGCAGAGGGACCCCCAUUCCUGCCGAGGAUCACACUUCCAUCUUCAGUGGAUCUUUCUCUGAGGAGGAUUCUGGGACGUUCACGUCCAACACAUCAAUCAGCGUCAGAACAGAAGAUGAGGGGAGGAAGAGCAGAAAGAGGAAGUCUGAAGAGACCGAGGGUCCAAGGACGAGGAGCAGAACCAACGCUCAGACCCCCGCUGAGGAGUCCUGCAGAGAAGACGUAGUCCCGUCCUCAACUGAAGACACGGCCCAUUCUAAUGACAGAGCCGUCUUUGAGGCCCAGUAUAAAGAGAAGAAACUGCUCGGAGAAGGAGGCUUCGGGUCAGUCUUUGCUGGCUACCGCAGAAAAGACAACCUGCCUGUCGCAAUUAAACACAUUCGGCAGUCUGGCAUUGUGCGCACAUCAAUGCUUCUAGACGGGGAAAUAAGCAUGGUCCCUCUGGAGGUGGUGCUAAUGCUUAAAGUCAAACCAGCAGCAUCGGGGACCCGUGCAGCCGUGGCCCUGCUGGACUGGUACGACCUGGACGACGAGCUGAUCCUCGUCCUGGAGAGACCGGUCCCCUGCUGUGAUCUGAUAGACUACAUGAACUCUAGAGGAUCCGGCCUGCAGGAGCACGAGGCGAAGGUCUUUGCUAAACAGCUGGUGGAUGCUGUCAUCGAGAUACACUCCAGAGGAGUUUUCCACUGUGACAUCAAGAUGGAAAACAUCCUCGUCGAGACCGGCUCUGAAGUCCCUCGUGUCCGGCUAAUUGACUUCGGCUGCAGCACAUUUCUCAGUGACGGGACAUACAAGUCAAAACAAGGAACUUUUGAGUACACCUCCCCCGAGUGGUUUACAGACAAGGAGUACCGGGCUGAACCAGCGACAGUGUGGCAGCUCGGCGUGGUGAUUUUUGGGUUGCUGCAUGAAGACGUCCCUUUUGAAAGCAAACCCGACAUAGUCUACGGAUACCCUUACAUCAGGGAAAGUCUUUCCACUGACUGCUGUAAUUUCCUGCUGAGCUGCCUGUCCAAGAUCCCAGAGUACAGACCCACCCUGGAGACACUCAGGAACCACCCAUGGCUGAUAUAGCCCAAACUGGGAAUUUAAGUCCACAGGAGGACCCAGAGGACCAUCGCUGGACCCCAAAGGACCACAGGAGGACCACUGCUGGACCCCAAAAGACUAUCACUGGAGCUGAGGGACUAAAGUACAUCUCCAGUUCCCCCUCGCCCUGGAUUAAUGCUGCAGUCGACCCCCAUGCUUGGCUCCCACUGCACCUCUUCUGAAGCAGAAAUAGAAAUAAAACAAGGUUCAUUUGAAGACACCUGAUGAACUUCAUGAGUUGCCAGUUUCAGCAUGAACAGAGCAACAUAGUCCAUGAUAUCUGACACUGCAGCUGAUCCAAACGCCCAGCUGUCCCUGGAGAGAG